Ceratina calcarata is the source of this 2388-nucleotide messenger RNA. RefSeq names its product ubiquitin carboxyl-terminal hydrolase 7-like. Lineage: Eukaryota; Metazoa; Arthropoda; Insecta; Hymenoptera; Apidae. The record is from RefSeq and is a predicted model, not a curated record. The coding region runs from base 1 to 2388 and encodes 795 amino acids. Gene Ontology annotation, molecular function: cysteine-type deubiquitinase activity; protein binding. The transcript is spliced from 16 exons. Gene Ontology annotation, biological process: protein deubiquitination; regulation of protein stability. Gene Ontology annotation, cellular component: cytosol; nucleus.
AUGAUGGAAGGGUCUAGUCCUACGAACGGAGAGUCAGAGUCAGAUUAUGCAGACCAAGUUGAAGAAAUGGAGGAAGAUAAAGCAAGGUCAGAAGCGACAUUUCGCUACACAGUGAAAAAUUUUUCUAAAAUGAAAAGAAGGCAAUUCUCACCACCAUGCUAUGUCCGCACUUUGCCAUGGACAAUACUAGUAGAGCCAUGCAUGGAACAGAUGGAAGACGGAUCCCGAUCAAAAGUAUUUGGUUUUUACCUACAAUGUAAUGAAAAAAGUGAAUCACCAUGGAGAUGUUAUGCAACUGCAGAUCUUCGAUUGCUUGCUUGUCAGGAAGGACACAAACCAUUUAGUAGAAAGAUCCACCAUCUCUUCUGUAAUGAACACAAAAACUGGGGAUUCAAAUGUUUUAUGAGAUGGCAGGAUGUCCUGGAUUCUGACAAAGGUUUCCUUAAGGAUGAUUCUAUUACGCUCGAGGUUCAUGUGAUGGCUGAUGCUCCACAUGGUGUCAAUUGGGAUAGUAAAAAACAUACAGGAUAUGUAGGUUUAAAAAAUCAAGGUGCUACGAACUAUAUGAAUUCGUUACUUCAAACUUUUUAUUUUAUCAAUCAGUUACGUGAAGCAGUUUAUAAAAUGCCAACAGAAAGCGACGAUUCAAGCGAGAGCGUUGCUCUGGCUGUACAAAGGAUUUUUCACGAUUUGCAGUUUUCUGAUUACUCAGUAGAUGCAAAAAAAUUAACGGAAACUUUCGGUUGGGGAACAUUGGAUUCUUACACACAAUAUGAUGUACGAGAAUUUUUAUACCGGCUGUUACAUGAUUUGGAAAGAAAAAUGAAAGGAACAUGUGUAGAAAAUACAGUUCCAAAAUUAUUUGAAAGCAAAAUGGAGUCGUUUAUCAAAUUUCCAAAUUCCGAUUGCAAAUCGACUAGAGCUGACACUUUCUAUGAUAUACAGUUAAAUAUUAACGGCAAGAAAAAUAUUUAUGAAUCUUUUGACGAUUACCUGAGUAUUGAAACAUUGAAAGGAAAAAGUGGAUUGGAAGAAGUAGAAAAAGGUGUUAGUUUUUUAUCAUUUUCACCAGUGUUGCCUUUAAAUUUAAGGCGAUUUCAGUACGACCAAGUUACAAAAUGUUCUGUGAAAUGUAAUGAUAGGUUUGAAUUUUAUGAAAAAAUAAAUCUUGGAAAAUACUUACCAAAUAAAGAAGCCACAAAUGCGGACUACAGGUUACACGCGGUCUUAGUUCACAACGGCGACAAUUAUGGCAGUCAAUGGGUUGUAUUUAUCAACCCAGUAGGUGAUUUCAAAUGGUACAAAUUUGACGACGAAGUUGUCUCGAGGUGUACGACAGAAGAAGCUAUCGAAGACAAUUAUGGUGGUCAAGGAGUGAAAGCUUGCACGAACGCUUACAUGUUGGUGUAUAUGAGCGAAUAUUCGUUCUUCCUAGGUAGUGACGCUCAAUCUCUUUUCAGUUGCAGACAAACAGAAUCCGCACACUCGAACACAUCAAUAAUGCAGCGCCUUCGCGAGAUAGAGGAUAACCAAAAAACCAUGACUCAGACAAUGAAACGCACAAAUGUCAAUCAACAACUAAUGCUGACUGAGUCAAAAAAGAACAGAGUACCGCGUCCACCACACUUCCCCUUAAACAGCUUAAGAGAUUUUAUAGAUGUGAACCAAAUAAACGAUGAACAGUUCAAUAACCUCGUCGUAUACUAUAAGUCACUGGGCGGUUUUACGUUAGAUGAAGCGGUGACCGUCUCCUUAAACGAAACUAUGACCGAACACGUAAUUAGCCAAUUAACAUGGUUUGGAGACCGACAUGGCACAGAGGCACUCAAGACUUCAAAAGUUACUUCCGCUAUAUACGUUUAUGAAUCUUUUGACGAUUACCUGAAUAUUGAAACAUUGAAAGGUAAGAAUGGAUUAGAAGAAGUAGAAAAAGGUCUUAGUUUUUUAUCAUUUCCACCAGUGUUGCUUUUACAUUUAAGUCGAUUUCAGUACGACCGAGGUACAAUGUGUUCUAUGAAAUGUAAUGAUAGGUUUGAAUUCUCUGAACGAAUAAAUCUUGGAAAAUAUUUACAAAACGAAGAAUUUACAAAUGCGGACUAUCGGUUAUAUGCGGUCUUAGUUCACAGCGGCGAUAAUCAUGGCGGGCAUUAUGUUGUAUUUAUCAAUCCAGCCGGUGAUGGCGAAUGGUACAAAUUCGACGACGAUGUUGUCUCGAGGUGUACGAAAGAAGAAGCUAUCGAACACAAUUAUGGUGGUCAAGGAGUGAAACCUUGCACGAACGCUUACAUGUUGGUGUACAUGAGCGAACGUUCGCAGUCCUCCCUGGAUAGCGACGCUCACUUUCCUGACAGCUGCGGGCAAACAGAAUCUGCACCCUCGAACACGUAA